GGGGCGAACAAGGAGAUGCGUCGGAGCCUGAGCCUGGCGGAAUCACCCUGGCAGCCUGGGCGGCGCACGGAGGUGGAUCUGCACGCGGCAGGCGAAGGGGCCGUGCUUUCUCCUGGUAUGAAGCAGCUUCCGUUUCAGUUCAGCCGAAGGGACCCGGCGCUGAGGUCUCGCCGGCCCACAGGCAGCGCCUUCCUGGACAGGGCUGAAGGCAGCGUUCCCGGCUGUGCAGCAGAUUGGUGCGUAGGGUGUGACCGAGAGGAGAGCCAGGAGGAGGAUGACAUCUGCUCUACCUGCGAGGCUCAGCUGAGUUACCGGGAGCAGCGUCGGUACGACGGGCCGGACCUUGCAUUGCUGGGGCAGGAGCUGGUGCAGUAUUAUUCCUGCGGGGAGGAAGAGGAGGAUGGGCUGGAUGCUGGUCCUUGGCUCUCAACCCAGUCCCCUGUGUGUAGUUCCCAUGAGAGCUUGCUUCUGUGCUCUCCCGGGAGCGGAGGCCAAAUCCGGGCUUGUUGGGCCAGCAAGGAUCUGGGCUUGAGCCCCUCGCUAUUCUCCUCUCCUGGACGGCUGCUUCCCGGGCACGUUCUGCAGGAGGGGCCAGAGGAGCUGUCCCAAGGUUUGUUUGAGGACAUGUGUCUGAGCCCAGACUCGGCUGGUUCCUCUGACAGCCUGACUGGGACCCUGCUGAGAAAGACGCUUCCGGACACUCCGCUGAACGCCCGCAACCUCUUCCAGUCCGCCUUCUCGCUGGACCAUUGCUACCUCUCCUACAGCGAGGCGAGUAAAACCGACUCCAGCCCCAGCUCGGGAGUGACGGAGUUCAUGGGGGUGUGGAGCGGGCAGCUCCUCCAGGAGGGUUCCAGCCCCGGACCGGCUCGCUCCGUGUCCUCCAGCGACGAGAACAGCGACAGCACCUGGAUCCCUUACAAGCGGACGAAGCCGCUGCCCGCUGCCGGCCGGAAGAGGAAGAAGGAGGAAGGCGGGCGGCAGCCGGAGGCCUCCGGCAGGUCCCGGUCCCCCUUGCAGCUGAAGAAGAAAUGCGUCAAUGGUUUUAUCAUGUUCUGCCGGCUGAAUCGCAAGCAAUACAUCCGCGCCUGCCCGGGGAUGGCGUCCACCGCAGCCACCAGGGAGCUGGCACAGCUGUGGCGCACCAUGACGAAGCAGGAGCGGAGGCCGUACUGCGUCAAGGCCCGGCGGUUCAGCAGGCUGAACAACCGCAUCGUGAAGCAGGACUUCUCCAGCGGGGGAGAGGAGGAAGAGGAGAUGGAGGCUCCUAAGCCGUUUCAUCUGCUGCUGGCCGAGAAAUCCCUCGGCUCCCGGGACCUGGGACCGCCAGCCGCGCCCCGCUCGCUCCAUCACCCAGCCCUGGAGUCGGUGUGACGGACGGCAACACAGGGCCCCUCCCACCCGGCGUGCUGGGGCCCCCAUCCCCUCAUGUGGCAUCUCUCCUUUCCUUUGGAGACGCCUGUUGUUCCAUCGAAAUGAACAAGGGUGCUUGGAACGGGCACGGGCUACACCGUGCGUGUUGCCGUUGGGAGACCAGGCUGUGGGGUUUGUAGACCGGCCUCUUGUUUAGCUCUGGCAAGGAGAAAUUGUGUGUGGGUGUGGAGGGGCGGCUCAUGUUUUUAAUUAAAACCCUAUUUAUUCUGAUAGUUUUCCGCCAUAACUACACGCCGCUGUGCCAGUCAGAGAGCACCGACCCCGGGCUGGCCGUAGAUCAGUUCCAAACUGCCCUGUCCAACCAGCUAAGGGAGGGUUGCUUGGGCACAGGGGUAGCCAUGGUUAAGUGAAGGAUUGGAGGAACCCCCCCCCCCCCCCCAAAAAAAGAAAACCAUCUCCACCAAUUCAGGCCAGACUUGUAUUAGAUUCUGUUCGUUGCUGGAAUAGUUUGAUUGACAGCUGUUGUAUGUAUGUAUUUAUUUAUUUAUUGGUUUUA
This is a messenger RNA of Trachemys scripta elegans, 1930 nucleotides long. RefSeq names its product basic helix-loop-helix and HMG box domain-containing protein 1-like. Bases 16 to 1374 code for a protein of 452 amino acids. NCBI's taxonomy places the organism in Eukaryota, Metazoa, Chordata, Testudines, Emydidae. The record is from RefSeq and is a predicted model, not a curated record. The transcript is spliced from 9 exons.